CAGGUUCCCGUUCUCCGUCUCAGCUGCGGGGCUGCCCCGGGGGAAGCCCCUUUCCGAGUCCCGGCCCACGAGGGGCGGGCCCGCGGCUCGACCUUCUCUGUGCUACGGGCCGCACCACCUGCCGGUCGAGGUGUGCCAAGAGUCGGGACGGGCCCCGCCGGGCAUGCGCACGAAGGGCCACCAUGACGGGAAUCCGGGGCCGGGCCCUCCUGUUUCUGUUGCUGCCGAAGUCAGCUCCAGGGAGGCCCUAUCUGUCCCCUCCUCAGAAUGUGACGCUACUCUCCUGGAACUUCAGCGUGUACCUGACAUGGCUGCCAGGGCCUGGCCAUCCCCUAAACGUGACCUAUCUUGUCGCCUAUCAAAGCUCUGCAAACCCCAAGCGGUGGCGAAAAGUGGAAAAGUGUGCAGGAACCAAAGAACUGGCAUGUUCUCUGAUGUGCCUGAAGAAACAGGACCUGUACAACAAGUUCAAGGGACGUGUACGGGCCGUUUCUCCCAGCGCCAGGUCGCCCUGGGUGGAGUCCAAGCCCCUGGAGUAUCUUUUUGAAGUGGAGCCGGCCCCUCCCGUACUAGUCAUCACUUGGACAGAGGAGAUCCUGCAUAUCAAUGCCACAUACCAGCUGCCUCCCUGCUUGCCCCCACUGGAUCUGAAGUAUGAGGUGGAUUUCUGGAAGGAGGGGACCGGAAACAAGACCCGAUUUCCAGUCACUCCCCAUGGCCAGCCAGUCCAGAUCUCCCUCCAGCCAGCCACCAGUGGACAGCACUGCCUCAGUGCCAGAACCAUCUACACCUUCAGUGACACUAAGUACAGCGAGUUCUCCAAGCCCACCUGCUUCUCUCUGGAGGCCUCAAGAGUUAACUGGGCGUUCCUGGCACUGCUACCACUUCUGCUGCCACUGCUGUUGGUUAUUGCUGUAAGCCGUGUAAUCUGGAAGAGCUUCACAGAGAACCCCUGGUUUCAGCAGGCAAAGAUGCCGCGGGCCCUGGACUUUUCUGCACACAGACACCCCAUUGCAACUUUUGAGCCCGGUGGCCCAGAGUCCCUGGAUGACUUGGCGUUCUGUCCUCAAAAGGAAGUGACCAGAAGGGUCAGGCUGACCCCAAGAGUCACGGCCCCCGCCAGCAUCCCGGCAGAAUCAGAGGACAGUGCUGAGGAAGAUGACGAGGACACAGAUAACAGCGUCAGCUUCCAGCCCUACAUUGAAGCCCCCCGCUUCCUGGUGCAGGAGCACCAGCCCCUGAGGCACUCUGAAGCAGGCGACCAGUUCAAAGUCUCCCCUGCCCGGGACUCCUCAGAUGGAAGCUGGGCCAGCACUGUGAACUCCUCCCCCUGGGACGAGGCUGGGUCCUCUGGCUAUUUGGCCAAGAAGGGGCCCGGUCAAAGGCUGAGUAGGGAUGGGUGUGAGGAGCCGCUCCCAGUCCCCGAAUUCUCCAAGGACUCGAGUUCCCUGGAAGAGCUCCCGAAAGACGACCUCUCUUCCUGGGCCAAUUGGGGCUCCUCAUCACCAACGUUGAAUCUGGGCCCCAGGGAGCCCCUAGUUUCUCUUCAGACACUGACCUUCUGCUGGGACAGCAGCCCUGAAGAGGGAGAGGAAGAAGAGGAGGAGGCGAAGGAGGAAGAAGAGGGUGAGAGGGACUCAGAAAUUGAGGACAGUGGUACCAGCAUCUGGGGGGCUGACAGCCUCCAGAGGACUGAGGCCAGGGGUAGGACACUGGGGCAUUAUAUGGCCAGGUGAGCUGUCCCCCGGCUUCCUGCCAAAU
Messenger RNA from Rhinolophus ferrumequinum (greater horseshoe bat), 1761 nucleotides. It is a transcript of the gene IFNLR1, whose product is annotated as interferon lambda receptor 1. The transcript has 7 exons. The record is from RefSeq and is a predicted model, not a curated record. The coding region runs from base 183 to 1736 and encodes 517 amino acids. Lineage: Eukaryota; Metazoa; Chordata; Mammalia; Chiroptera; Rhinolophidae. Gene Ontology annotation, molecular function: protein binding.